CCGUGCGAGCCAUUUUAUGAAGUUCGGUUCAGCGUGUAUGCCUCAACAGCCAUAAUCUUUCAGCCAAAGCAGGAGGAAGUCGUAUCUGCUUGUACUUCAUUAUUCAUGACGGUGGAACAACAACUUUCUGAUCAAAAUGCAGUACUUUACCACUGACACGGGCGGUAUUACAGGCAGUUUGAAUGCCGCCAUGCAUCAUUUCAAGGCAUGUUCUCUCUGGAGGCUUGCUAUCCCGCCUGCGGGCAAGUCUGCUCUGGCUUCGGUAUCUUCUCGUCAUGAUGCCAUGAAGGAAUUCCCAAGUACAGUUGCCGCAGAUGCUGCAUCAUGCGCUGUUCGUAGCGGUGACGUGUAUUGCACUGUCGAGCUGUUAGAACAAGGAAGGACCAUUAUCUGGACCCAAAUGACCCGACUUCGCACGCUUCUUGUUAGCCUCUUGACUCGCGGCGAUCAUGCAAUGACUCUGAUGAAGAAAGAGACCUCAGGUCCCUUCUUGAUAAACCUUUUGCGAGCCAUACAGAAGGGACACCAAGAGUCGAUAUGGCAUACCCGGUACAGACGUCUAGUGGAGGACUGGAAUAGAACUGUAGAAGAGACCCAGAAGACUUCCUACUUCCCCCUUUCUUCUCUGAUCUGCGAGAUGCAGCUCCAACCUCCCACUAGCAUUCAACUCCCUAGCGAUUUGCGGAAACUCGUCAAAUUGGUACUAGCACUCCGAAAGGCAGUUAACAAAGAGACCGGUCCUAAAGGGAACCAAAUAGCGCUCAUAAAAGCUUUGAUAAGGUUGUGGAAGGACGUUGUCGGCUCAGUGGUCGAGAAUCUGGGCGGAUUUGCACUAGGAAGUUCCCGGAUAUGGUGGUACCUGACCUUCCUCUUCAAUUUCUUGCCGUUGCAUGCUGCUGGCGAGUACAUGGCAAAGGGCAGCAGUAUAUCUCUUCAUACACGCCAUCGCUCACCGCGUUGAUGAAGGCUUGCGGAAGUCAUGACAGGCUCCUAUCGGUGCCCUCCGUCGCCACUGGUCAGAAUCACCCAGCCGGUGCCUUGGAUGGUGUAAACCUAAGUUGGAAUUGGUGCGGAGACUUUUGCUCCCUCUCCCAACUGUUUCCUUUUCCAAGAUAACCAGCGUUUAAUAUUUCAGAGUUCGAGACUGCAU
Suillus bovinus is the source of this 1150-nucleotide messenger RNA. RefSeq lists its product as uncharacterized. NCBI's taxonomy places the organism in Eukaryota, Fungi, Basidiomycota, Agaricomycetes, Boletales, Suillaceae. The transcript is spliced from 3 exons. The coding region runs from base 137 to 961 and encodes 274 amino acids. The record is from RefSeq and is a predicted model, not a curated record.